This is a messenger RNA of Hyaloscypha bicolor E, 1137 nucleotides long. RefSeq lists its product as uncharacterized. The record is from RefSeq and is a predicted model, not a curated record. The annotation marks the transcript as partial. The transcript has a single exon. Lineage: Eukaryota; Fungi; Ascomycota; Leotiomycetes; Helotiales; Hyaloscyphaceae.
GAUCCUUACAAGCUACUCGGCGUUGCCAGGGAUGCGAAACUAGCAGAGAUCAGAAGUGCGCAUCGCAAGUCAGUCCUCAAAUGCCAUCCCGACAAGGUACAAGACGCGGCUCUGAAGGCGGUUAAGCAAGAUGAGUUCCAGAAGGUGCAACAAGCCUACGAGCUGCUCAGCGACGACGCCAAGCGACAACAAUACGAUUCCCAAGUCAAGUUGUUCGAGUUGAGGAUGGAGAUGGGAAGAGGGAAUCCGUCCAAAGGCUCGCAUUUCGAACCGCCUUUGAAAGCUAAAGAACAGGGGCUGGGACAAUGGAAUGUAGAGAGAAUGAAGCCUCUCUCAAGACCACGGAAUAAACCCACCGGAAUAUUAGUUGUACAAGGACAUAUCAACGGCCGAAAGACACAAGCAAUCCCCGAUACUGGAGCAGAAGGUAAUAUCAUGGCGGCUUCCUUCGCCCGCGACAUCGGUCUUACCAUUCAGAACCAGAACCCCAGUCAACUUCUACGUAUGGCCAACGGAAAGCACAUUGAAACUAUAGGCACUGUUCAAGCUGUGUGGAGCUUUGUGUCAGAUCCUGUCCAAAACUGGAAAAUCACAUUCCAGGUCCUUGCCGAUUUUGUUUACGACCUUGUACUUGGCUCAGCAUUCCUUACUGCUACUCAAACAAUGUCUUAUCACCAACACCGGCUCUGUCGGAUUCCCCGACCUUUGCAAUCCCUCUCAGUUCUCCGCGUAAAUAUUCUUGGGAGUGGAUGCCAGCGAGUGCUCGGUAUCUUCCAAGGAAAUAUGAUGCAAGCCCUACCGGAUUCCGGGUCGGAGGCAAAUCUCGUGUCGCUUGACUAUGUGAAAAGGCACGGGUGGCUGCCAAAGAUCAAACGCGAGGAUCAGAAUAUGUUACAAUUUGCGGACGGAAGUACUGAAAAGACGGAAGGAUCGAUUAUGGCGCGAUGGAGAUUCCUAAGAGUCGGUGACGAUGACCCGGAGACAAGCUUGCGGGUGAAAUUACACGUCCUCCGUGGCUGUGUCUAUAAUGUGAUCCUGGGGCAGGAUGUGCUUGAGGACGCAGAUGCCUUCUUAAGGCACGAGAAGGCUUUCCUGGAUAUGGCGUCAAGUAAGGAGUCUUUAGGGCUGAACUUAGUG